AUGGAGGCGAUCGCACAAGCAGGCAGAGCGUUUCUGAGCUCGACGAGCGGCAUGCUGCAAGAUGCGCUCGUAUCGUGCAAUGCCUCUGCGUCGAAUGCACAUGCCGAUUCGCUCACCAAAGACCUCGUUGUUCAACAGAUCCUCAUCCACCCGAUCAAGUCGUGUCGUGGAACCUCGGUAGACCAAGCCGCAUUCGACCAUCAGGGUUUGCAAUACGAUCGCACAUGGCUCAUCAUCGAUGCCAACACCAAGAAAUUCUACACGGCACGCGAAUUGCCAAAGAUGGUGUUGAUCCAUCCUAGGAUUCAGCACGAAAAAAACACGCUCUCUAUCGAGAUCCCGCAGUCCGAGAACGGCGUUCCUGCCUCGACGGUUCAAGUGUCGCUCCAACCGAGUAAAGAGCAAGUCGCCACGUACGAGGUAGUGGAUGGGAUCUUGAUCUGGGGCGCUUAUGUUGAUGGAUACGCUGUAUCCGCCGAAGCCGACUCGAAACUCUCGGCCUACUUUGGCAAGCAGGUGCGAUUGGUUCGAAAGGGCCCUUCACCACGCCAGUCCGGACCCACAAAUCCGGACGGUGCCGUUGAAUGGACGGACGCUGUGUUGCGGUAUCAGGAUUUCUUUCCUUGUCUGGUCGCUUCUGCAGAAAGCCUCAGGGACGUGCAACGUACACUUACCGCUUCCGUCUACCCAUCUCUGAGCGACAAAGACGAUGCAAAAUCAUUCAAAGUACCACGCUCGGUGAACAGAGAAUAUUGGACACCGGAAGAACUCUCUUCGCUCCCCAUCACGCGGUUCCGACCCAACAUCAUCAUCGACAACGCCUCUGAUGCAUCCACCCCGCUCUCUGCGUGGGAGGAAGACGGCUGGACCGCAGCUGAGCUGUUCCCCGCCAACACCGCCGCUCCGUUCGGCAAACAAGCCGAGCGAAAAGGUCGAGCCGGAAUCUACAUGUUGGCCAAAUGCGCACGAUGCAUGGUCCCCAACAUCGACCCUGAGACAGGCGUAAGGGACAACUUCUUACCGUACCGAGUGUUGCAGGAGUAUCGCCAGGUAGACCAAGAAGCCGCGAAAAAGGGUAAGCCUUGCUUCGGAAUGCUGAGCGUUCCCAGAGAGAAGCAAGGCGUCAUCAAGGUAGGUGAUGUGUUCAGGGUAACCAAAACCACGGAUCCGCAGACCAGGCCUUCGCCUGUCUAG
Molecule: messenger RNA, 1194 nt
Organism: Mycosarcoma maydis (corn smut)
Lineage: Eukaryota; Fungi; Basidiomycota; Ustilaginomycetes; Ustilaginales
Exons: 1
Coding region: 1-1194 (397 amino acids)
Molecular function (GO): catalytic activity; molybdenum ion binding; pyridoxal phosphate binding
Source: RefSeq, a predicted model, not a curated record